AUGCGGCCUUUGACAGAGACAGAGACACGGACGCUGUUUGAAAAGCUUGCGCAGUACAUUGGACGCAAUAUCACACACCUCAUUGAUCGUCCGGAGGAUCCACAUUGCUUCCGGAUACAAAAAGAUCGAUGCUACUAUGUCAGUGAGCGCAUCAUGAAGGUCGCUACGAGUGUCGCAAGGGAGAACUUGGUCGCACUGGGCACACCAUUGGGCAAAUUCACAAAGACUGGCAAGUUUCGAUUGCAUGUCACGGCGCUGGAUGUGAUCGCACGACAUGCCAAGUAUAGAAUCUGGGUCAAGGCGAACGGCGAGAUGCCAUAUCUCUAUGGCAAUCAUGUUCUCAAGGCGCACGUUGGCCGCAUCUCUGAAGAUACACCUGAACAUCAAGGCGUGGUGAUCUUCUCAAUGAAUGAUGCGCCGCUUGGCUUUGGCGUCACGGCCCGGUCAACGGUAGAUUCUCGCAAGUUGCAGCCGACAGACGUUGUUGCCUUCCAUCAGACUGAUCUCGGCGAGUUCCUCAGAGAUGAGAGCGUAAGGAUUGUCUUUAUUCAGUUUCAAUUGACUAACAGAUAG
Messenger RNA from Protomyces lactucae-debilis, 573 nucleotides. Its product is annotated as RNA-binding protein. The record is from RefSeq and is a predicted model, not a curated record. The transcript has 2 exons. Bases 1 to 573 code for a protein of 190 amino acids. NCBI's taxonomy places the organism in Eukaryota, Fungi, Ascomycota, Taphrinomycetes, Taphrinales, Protomycetaceae. Gene Ontology annotation, molecular function: RNA binding. Gene Ontology annotation, cellular component: nucleolus; preribosome, large subunit precursor; nucleus. Gene Ontology annotation, biological process: ribosome assembly; ribosomal large subunit biogenesis.